Ictalurus punctatus (channel catfish) is the source of this 3353-nucleotide messenger RNA. RefSeq names its product Tryp_SPc domain-containing protein. Gene Ontology annotation, molecular function: serine-type endopeptidase activity. The record is from RefSeq and is a predicted model, not a curated record. NCBI's taxonomy places the organism in Eukaryota, Metazoa, Chordata, Actinopteri, Siluriformes, Ictaluridae. The transcript is spliced from 10 exons. Bases 94 to 1917 code for a protein of 607 amino acids. Gene Ontology annotation, biological process: proteolysis.
GAGGCGUGGCUUAAGGCUGAUCAAAGGCACAGGUAGAAGAGGAAUAUAUAUGUAUAGAUGCAUUGAUGUUAACGAGCAUGAGAGUGUUUGACAAUGAUGGUGUUCAGGACGUUGUGUUUGGUGUUCCUAGUCCUUGCCAAAGGAUGCCUCGCACAGCUGGAUGUCUGUGGCAAGGCUACUCUGAACACCAAGAUAGUAGGAGGACAGAAUGCUAAUUUAGGGUCCUGGCCUUGGCAAGUCAGCCUGCAAGUCCAAGGAUUCCAUUUCUGCGGUGGUUCCCUCAUCAAUAACGGCUGGGUCCUCUCGGCAGCUCAUUGCUUUGGAAGUUACAAAGCCCCCCAAGUGACUGUGGUGCUGGGGUUGUAUAAUCUAUCCGGAAACAACCCUAACAAGGUGUCGCGGUCCCUCACUGCAGCCAUAAUAAAUCCAAACUACAAUUCACAAACGAAUGACAACGACCUCUCUCUACUGCAACUGUCUUCUCUUGUAACGUUCAAUGAUUAUAUCACUCCUGUCUGCCUGGCUGCACCGGGGAGCACUUUUUUCACCAACACCAUGACAUGGGUCACUGGCUGGGGAAAUAUCGGCAAUGCGGUAACUCUACCUUCUCCUGGGACACUGCAGGAGGUUCAAGUCCCAAUUGUUGGAAACAGGAAGUGUAACUGUUUAUAUGGUAUUGGAACGAUCACCAGCAACAUGCUGUGCGCUGGGUUGUUGCAAGGGGGCAAGGACUCGUGUCAGGGCGACUCUGGAGGUCCACUUGUCAUCAAACAGGGCUCUCAGUGGAUCCAGGCCGGCAUUGUGAGCUUUGGUGAAAAAUGUGCUGCCCCAAAUUUCCCUGGUGUGUAUGCGAGUGUUUCUCAGUAUAAGAAUUGGAUUGAUCAAGUAAUCACCACAGAUCAGCCGGGCUUCAUCCAAUUUACAUCCAGUGGCAGUAAUAGUGAUCUGCAGGUGACCUGCAAUAACCUCCCACCUUAUACGACACCUGCUCCCACUACUGCAGCACCUGUGGUGUGUGGAAGCGCCAAGCUCAAUAAUCUUACAGGAACAGGCAGCUCUUUGGCGUCAGCGGGUACGUGGCCGUGGAUAGCCAGCCUGCAGCUUAACGGUACUCAUGUUUGUGGUGGAACACUGAUAUCCCAGCAGUUUGUCGUAAGCUCAGCUGAUUGCUUCUCUAGCUCGACCAAACCCUCUGACUGGACUGUAAAACUGGGUCGGCUCAAUCAGAACGGCUCCAACCCCAACGAGGUCUCUGUCACUGUGACUAAUAUCACGUUCAGCCAAGGUGACAGCAAUGACAUAGCAGUGCUGCAGUUGUCUUCCAUGCCUACGCUUUCCAACUACAUCCAGCCCAUAUGCGUGGACCAGGGUAAUAACAACUUCAGUGUUGGUACUCAGUGCUGGGCAGCUGGCUGGGGCACAGGAGGAGGAGCUCAACAAACACUUCAGCAGUUCAGCACUGUUAUAGUGAACUGUGGAAAUACGUCUUCAUCAAACAGCAUCUGCACAGAAGCCCUACCGAUAGAACAGACUACAAAAGGAGGAUCUCUAAUGUGUAAGAUUGGGCAGUCAUGGAUCCAGGCUGCAGUUUUAACUCUCGCCAGCAACAGCUCAAACAGCACCAAUAAUUCUACCAAUGACUCCACCAAUGUUGCCAGUUCAAACAGCACUAUCUCCACUAAAAGCUUGCCAGAUGUGUUAAUUCUUAAAAAAGACAUACAGACCUUCACUAAGAUAAACACUUUCAUAAGUUUCUUGAAGUCUACAGUGGAUUCCUUCCCUCCUGCUGUGGCAAAUUCUUCUUCUUCUUCUUCUUCUUCUUCUUCCUCCACUUCAGGUUGUCAAGCUUUGUCAUCCCUUUCAGUUGCCUCAGUCUUUCUAAGUCUUCUUGCACUCAUACAAUCUUUUGUUUUAUAACAAACACCUCUAAUAAGCCAAUAUAAGGAAUCAGGAAAAUUACACUAUAUCUAAGGAAAUGUAUACUAUAUCUCUAUUGAUUUAUCUUUUCCUAGACACCUAGGAUACCUAGACACCUCUGAAUAUAAGGAACAAUGUUGCAGGCUUCCUAUUUUGAAGCUAAAAUUCUUACACAAAUUUUUUUUUCCAUGAUAUUUUUAAAAUUUUUGCACUUUUUACCUGCCUGGUUUGAUACAGGAAGCUCAGUUCAAUUCAAUUUUAUUUGUAUAGCACUUUUUACAAUGGACAUUGUCUCAAAGCAGCUUUACAGAAACAUAUAAACACAGUAUACAGAUUUUAAGUGUGUGAAUUUAUCCCAAUUGAGCGAGCCGAUGGCGACGGUGGCAAGGAAAAACUCCCUAAGCUGUUAAGAGGAAGAAACCUUGAGAGGAACCAGACUCAGAAGGGAACCCAUCCUCAUCUGGGCAACAACGGAUAGCGUGAAAUGGGGUUAAACAUCUAAAUCAUCUAAAGACCAUGUCAUUAGCUAAAUAUCCCAUUCCUCAUGACUUUCUUGUUACAGAUGCAUGUACAUAUGAGUUUUGGAUAUGUAGGCUGAAUUCUAUAUCAAUAGAUCAGUCAUAGUUCCUGCCUCAAGUCACUUUGAAUAAAAGCAUCAGGCAAAUGUAGCACAUUAUAUUUUAUUUUCAAUAUCACGUAUAAUACUGGAAACAUACAGUGAUAUACUGUAAAAAAUACAGUAAGUUUCCUGUAAAGUUACAGUACUUUAUGGUAAAUAUUUUUCAAAAUGAUUUACUGUGAAAUCAGAGAAAUAUUUUUUGUUACUUCACUAUGUCCAUCUUAUAUAAUAUAUUAUUACUUUAUUUACCCAGCUAAAUGACUUGAAAGUGAUUGUGAACCUGUAAAAAUAAAUAAAUAAAUAAAUAAAUAAAUAAGGAGGAGAACCCUAAGAACCUGGGUUUCAGCUUCUGCACUAGACAGCAGACAUUUUAGGGUUAGGAGUUGUUGAAUAAUAGUAAGGAGUUGAAGAGGAGGUUGUCAGCACAGAAUCUUCACCUCUAGUGGAGAAAGUGGUAAAGAUUUAUCAAACAUUAAGAAGAUGGAGCUUCAAGCAAGAUCUUUCUCCUGAAACUCACUAAUGUGAAAUAUCCGUACUGUAAAACCAAUAAUGAGCUGCGUAAAAAGAUUGUAAGACGGGGUUGUUUUUUCUGGUAAUUCCUACUAAAUUAACUUUGCUCAUAUUCUUUUUUUCAAAAAUCUUCUUAUUUUUGUGUUUACUGUUUUUAUUUUUAAUAGUGAAAUUACACAUUGUACGGACUGAGUACAUUUUAAAUGCAACUAUGAAACUGUACAGUUUUGUAUUUCAGUAUUUUGCUACAGAUCUGUUUAAUAGUAUUGCAAUUACUUUGGUAAAUAAAUGCUAUUGCAGAAAAAAA